AUGGGGACUGGUCAGGUAGAUGAAACUUUACAGCUACAGGACCCUGAAGGCAACAAUAUUCACCUCCAGUAUGUAGCUGAUGAGGGUGGAUUCCAGCCCAAGGGUGCCCAUCUCCCUGUCCCGCAUCCUGACUUUGCUCGUGCCCACGCUGAGGCUCGUGCUCGCCCUUCAUUCACCGACCCCCUUGCUGAUCCAAACGCCGAUGCCUCAUAUGGCUUCCAGUUCGCUGAAGAAGGUCAGACACGUAGCGAACAAAGUGAUUCAGACGGUAAUGUGCGUGGCUCUUACACUUACACUGACGAAGAAGGUCGCACACGAACCUACACUUACACAGCCGGUCGUGGCACUGGUUUUGUUGUCGAGGGUGACGAUCUACCGCAGGCACCAGAAGUUCCUGCGUCCACUCCAGCAGCGACCAGACUCUCCUCUUUUCCUGCAGCGUUCCCUUCUUCUAGUUUGCGACCUACUUCUCCAGCAUCCUCUGCCUCCUUCAGAGCAUCUACAGCUUCAGGAGCUCCAUCUCGUCCCUUCAGCACACCUUCAGGUACCCCAGCAGGGCCCGUGUCUUUCCAAAGAAGUACUGGAAGCUCAGAUCCUUCUUAUUCUUUUUCCUUCGACGCUGGUGAUCACUCACGUUCUGAGUCUGCUGACGCUAACCUCAAUGUUGAUGGAAAAUUUUCUUUCGUGGCUGACGACGGUGUCAGACGCAGUGUCACUUACGAAGCUGGAAGUGACACGGGAUUCCUGGCUCGAGGCGAUCACCUUCCACGAGCACCACAGUCACACUCCGAGUCUCAAACUACAUCAUCUGCAUUUUCAUCAUCACAAACCCCUUACCGCAGUCCAUCAGCGUCCCUACCUUCUUCCGUCUCUAGCACCCCAACUUUCUCUCGCUCACCAUCUGCUCCACGUCUUCCCGGCUUCACAAGCUCACAAACUCAGUACAGCUCCCCGUCCUCACGUCCCUCAGCACGCCCA
Homarus americanus (American lobster) is the source of this 978-nucleotide messenger RNA. Its product is annotated as signaling mucin HKR1-like. Gene Ontology annotation, cellular component: chitin-based extracellular matrix. Lineage: Eukaryota; Metazoa; Arthropoda; Malacostraca; Decapoda; Nephropidae. The transcript has a single exon. The annotation marks the transcript as partial. Gene Ontology annotation, molecular function: structural constituent of chitin-based larval cuticle. The record is from RefSeq and is a predicted model, not a curated record.